Messenger RNA from Symbiodinium pilosum, 1791 nucleotides. The record is from the annotation of a GenBank genome assembly. NCBI's taxonomy places the organism in Eukaryota, Dinophyceae, Suessiales, Symbiodiniaceae.
AUGGAGCUCCCAGAUGUCCGCUGGGUGAAUGAGAUGAGCAGCCAGGCCCUGCCCACUUGCCAGCCCUUCCGGCUGCGGCACCGCGCAGACGUGGCUUUCAUCGUAACCAUGGCUGGGCGCAUCAUCCAGAUGCAGUCUGGCUUUGCCAUGCUCGAGUCUGCAUACGCCCAGCCCAACAACUCAGCCAACAUCAUGAUGAAGAACAUGCUGGAUCUCUUCAUCGGCGUGUUGGUGUUCUACUUGUUCGGCUAUCAGAUCGCUUUUGGUGAAACACAUGAUGUGGGCUUUGCAGAUACCGGCUACGACAUGGCUCACUGGUUUUGCAGCUUCUCUUAUGCGACAACAGCAGCCACCAUCAACAGCGGGGCUCUCGCUGGACGGGUGGCCUUCUUCCCUUACCUGGUCUUGUCCACCUUCAUGACAGGCAUUGUGUACCCAAUUUCAGCACGGCUCGUCUGGGGCAACGGCUGGUUGCAGCAGAUAGGCUUCGUUGACUUCGCAGGCUCCGCCACCGUGCACAUGGUUGGCGCCGUGAGUGCACUGGUGGGAACAUGCUUUGUUGGCCCUCGCAUCGGCCGCUUCAAGGAGUACCGUGCCUGGAAAGCUCCUUGGAAUGUCAUCUUCAUGGAGAAGCACGACAGCAAAUAUUACCGGGAGCCCGAGGGCGCCGUGGAGAAGAAGGUCUUCGUGCCUUUUCGCAAGUGCAGGCACCCGGUGCAGCUGCUGUUCGGCACAUUCCUCCUGCUGGUCGGCUUCCUGGCUUUCAACCCCGGAUCCACGUUUGCCACAACCGACGACAAGGACCUCACCGUGGCCUACAGCUCUGUCACAACGCUUCUUGCAGCUGCAGGCGCAGGAGUGGGAGGCAUGAUCUACUCCAUUGCCUCAGCGCGAGCCGCAGUAGUCCGUGUGCCGGAGCUGACAAAUGCGGUCAUCGGAGGUUUGGUGGCCAGCUGCGCAUGUUGCACAGUGAUUCCAGUACCCCUUGCGCCGCUUGUGGGCUUUGUGGCGGCCCUCCUCACGCUGAGCUUUGAGGAGCUGUUGGUGUAUUGUCAAAUUGACGAUGCGGUUGGAGCUGUUGCUGCACACGGGCCGAGCGGUGCCUGGGGAACGCUGGCGGUGGCUCUCUUUGCUGACAAGCACUGUGCGGACAGCCUUGAGCUAACCGGCCUCUUCUUUGGAGGGGGCGAGGCAGCCUGGCGUCUUCUGGGCGUGCAGGCCCUGGGGAUCUUGGUGCUUUCGGCAAUCUCCCUCGUCUGCACAUACGUGAUCGUGAUGGUGGUCGACGCUCUCUUCGGCUUUCGCGUCUCAAGGGCCUGCGAGCUGAUCGGCCUGGAUUUCUGGGAGCACCAGUUCGACGAUGGCAGCUUGGAGACCAACACUCACAAAGCCACAUUGUUCGGGCUGUCGAAGAUGCGGCAAGACCUGAGCCGUCGAUCCCGGUAUCUGGAGGUUAAGAAAACAGUUUGGUGGUCGCUGGGAAGGAACGAUUCCUCCUCGUCAAAUCCAGGUCUUAGCGAGGCCUCCACAGAUGCCCCCGAGGGCGAAUCGGUUGAAGGGGUGGAAGGGCCUCAAGCAGGCGAAGGAGCGCGAGGCGAUGGCGGUGAUCGCCUUGAGGAGCUGACGAGAAAAGUCCAGGCCCUGGAGGCCCAGAUCUCCUUGCUGACGGUGGGUGCUCUGCGCAAUUCCCAAGCAGGCGAUCCGAACACCUUCGAAGAUAUCUGCGGCCGGGGUCUUCGGACCAAGGCCUGCAUUCCCCCCGAGCCAGAGACGCAAGAGAAGGCGGUUUGA